This is a messenger RNA of Etheostoma cragini (Arkansas darter), 2651 nucleotides long. RefSeq lists its product as uncharacterized. NCBI's taxonomy places the organism in Eukaryota, Metazoa, Chordata, Actinopteri, Perciformes, Percidae. The transcript has 17 exons. Gene Ontology annotation, molecular function: serine-type endopeptidase activity. Gene Ontology annotation, biological process: proteolysis. The coding region runs from base 48 to 2651 and encodes 867 amino acids. The record is from RefSeq and is a predicted model, not a curated record.
CCUCAACACCCCCCCGAAGACAACAGGUUGAGUUUCCUGCUGGCACAAUGCAUGCUUUGCACAAGUUUCUGCUUUUUCAUCUCCUGAUGUGUCUUGGACUUCAGUCACUUGGGAGUGAUAUCAUAAAUGGUGAAAAGGUGAAAGAGAAGUCGAUGCUGUACAUGGCCUCGGUGCAAAACAAAACAGGUCAUCACGUGUGCGGAGGAUUCCUCAUCGAUGAAAACUUUGUGCUCACUGCUGCGCACUGUGAUAACAUGAAUCCUAUGAGUGUUGUUCUUGGCACCCACAAUCUCAAGAAGGUUGAUGACUCAAUGAGAUACAGUGUGACAAGGUGCAAGCAUCCAUCCUAUGUCAGUGUCUCAAAGGGGGAUGACAUCAUGCUACUCAAACUGUCUAAGAAAGCUCAACUGAACAAACAAGUAAAACCGGUACCACUCAUGCAGGCUAAGAUACAAAUUAAAGAAAAUGCAAUGUGCCACGUGGCUGGGUGGGGUUUCACAAAAACACGUGGGGAAGUUGUUGAUAUGCUGCGAGAAGUGGAUGUGCCUAUCGUUAACCUGGAGGAAUGUAAGAAAGCAUGGGCUUCACUUAAGAAUAGAGUAAAUCUCCCUGCAAAUGUUAUCUGUGCUGGUGGAAAUCGCAAAAAAAAAGGAUUCUGUCAGGGUGAUUCUGGUGGUCCUCUGGUGUGCAACAUGAAGGCUGUUGGUGUCGUGUCUUUCAACAUGUAUAGGGACUGUGACUAUCCAAAUGUUCCCAAUGUCUAUACAAAUAUAUCAAAAUACCUUCCCUGGAUCAAAAAGAUUCUCAAGCGAAAGAAAUCACAUGGAAGUGAAAUCAUACAUGGGAAAAAAGCCCCGGAGCAUUCGAUGCUGUAUAUGGUCUCGGUGCAGAACUCCGACAAACAUCACGUGUGCGGAGGAUUCCUUAUCAGUGAAAACUUCGUGCUCACUGCUGCGCAUUGUGAUGACCCGAAUCCAAGUGUGGUUAUUGGCACUCACAAUCUCAAAAAGGCUGAUGACUCAAAGAGGUACAGUGUAACCAAAUUCAAGCAUCCGUCUUAUGACAAUGUCGGAAAUGGGAACGACAUCAUGCUCUUCAAACUGUCUAGUAACGUUGGACUGAACAACAGAGUACAAACAAUACCACUUCCCACACAAGAAGGAAACACAAAAGAAAACGAAGAGUGCAGUGUAGCUGGAUGGGGUUACACUGAACCUGGUGAAACUGAGCGGAGAAUGGCUGAUGAGCUGAGAGUGGUGAAUGUGUCCAUCAUUAAGCCCUCCGUCUGUCAGGAGGCGUGGAAUGGUCUUCCUGCCAACGUUAUCUGUGCAGAACUUGGGAGUGCAAUCAUAGGUGGGGAAAAUGCCCCAGAUGGGUCAAUGCUGUACAUGGCCUCAGUGCAGAACCGUAAAGAGCGGCAUUUAUGUGGAGGAUUCCUUGUUUGUAAGGACUUGGUGGUCACUGCUGCGCACUGUGAAGUGACAGAUGAAACAAAAGUUGUUCUUGGCAACCACGAUCUCAGAAAGGUUGAGAAAACAAUUAAAUACAUUGAAAAGAUCAUCAAACACCCAUCCUAUAACAGUGACACAAACGAGAAUGACAUCAUGUUCCUCAAACUGGAUGGGAAUGAUAACAGGUUCAACAAAGGACAUCCAAUUCAACUUUCAACGUCUGAAAUGAACAUCAUGGAAAAAUGCAGUGUUGCAGGAUGGGGUUUGACUGAAAAUAAUACUAAAGUUGACGAGCUGAAGGUGGUGGAUGUGUCCAUCAUCGACUGUGGCGUCGUUAAGAGGGAAUGGUCAGAUCUUCCUGCCAAUGUUAUCUGUGCGGAGAAACGAUUACGUAAGGGUGAUUUCGGUGGUCCCCUGGUGUGCAACGGGAUUGCAGUUGGUGUCGCAACUUUCUGCAAAAAGGCCAUGGAAACCAGCUACAUUUUACUGCUGUUCUUUGUCCUAAAUGGUGCUGAUGGUUCUCGUAUUGUCGGCGGCAGGGAUUCUGUCCCCCAAUCGCGCCCCUACAUGGCCUCGCUGAAGGUUCAAGGAUGCCACAACUGUGGGGGAGCCCUGGUGAGGCAGGACUUUGUGCUCACAGCAGCACAUUGUAAGAUACCCACACCAUACACAGUAGUACUUGGAGCUGAUUCCCUGACAGCUAAUGAGCCUACAAAGCAGGAGUUCACUGCAAUCAGAUCCUUUCCACAUCCCAACUAUGAUGGACAUGCAAAUGAUAUCAUGCUCCUGAAGCUUAACGGUAGUGCCCAACUGACUGAAGCAGUGCAGCUGAUUUCUCUGAAAACAAGCAGGCUGAAUACAUCUAGUCAGUGCAUUACAGCUGGCUGGGGAUCUAUUGCUGACAAUGGCACCUCACCAAUCCGGCUUCAGGAAGUCAACGUAACCACCCUGCCACAGAAAACAUGUCGCAGGAGAUGGAAAAUGGUUCCUAUCACCAGUAGCAUGGUUUGUGGCGUCGGGGCCCGCCGCUUUCAAGGCUUCUGCUCGGGGGAUUCAGGUGGUCCGUUGGUGUGUGAUGGAGCUGCUGCAGGCAUAGUCUCCUUCUCUGGCCGGCUAUGUGGAAACCCCAGGACCCCUGAUGUCUACACACGCAUAUCAUCCUUUAGGGAAUGGAUUACAACAGUGUUGAACAACAAUUAG